This is a messenger RNA of Anguilla rostrata (American eel), 6778 nucleotides long. Its product is annotated as cytoskeleton-associated protein 5-like. Gene Ontology annotation, biological process: mitotic spindle organization; centrosome duplication; establishment or maintenance of microtubule cytoskeleton polarity. Gene Ontology annotation, cellular component: spindle pole; centrosome; kinetochore. Bases 191 to 6289 code for a protein of 2032 amino acids. Gene Ontology annotation, molecular function: microtubule plus end polymerase activity; microtubule plus-end binding. Lineage: Eukaryota; Metazoa; Chordata; Actinopteri; Anguilliformes; Anguillidae. The record is from RefSeq and is a predicted model, not a curated record. The transcript has 44 exons.
GUCUUGGAACGUAAGUAUUUUUAAACGUAGAGGAAUUACUCUGGGGCAAGUGUAACGUACUGGAGGACACGAAUGAGCUCUUUAUUUAUCUUUUUUAAAGUUCUCGUUUCCAUUAUCUAAUUUUUCGUGACUAUUUCCGGGCAGUGGGAUCAUAGUUUAGUGUAUAAGGCCGACGCACACACAGCCCACCAUGGGGGACGACAGCGAGUGGAUGAAGCUGCCCAUCGACCAGAAAUGCGAACACAAGGUAUGGAAGGCCAGGCUGAACGGGUACGAGGAGGCCAUCAAGCUCUUCCAGAGGAUAGAGGACGAGAAGAGCCCGGAGUGGAGCAAGUACCUGGGCCUGAUAAAGAAGUUUGUGAUGGACUCCAACGCCGUGGCCCAGCUGAAGGGCCUGGAGGCGGCGCUCGCCUACGUGGAGAACGCGCACGUGGCCGGCAAAACGACCGGAGAGGUGGUCUCCGGAGUGGUGAGCAAAGUGUUCAACCAGCCCAAAGCCCGAGCCAAGGAGCUGGGCAUGGACAUCUGCCUGAUGUACAUCGAGAUGGAGAAGGGCGAGGUGGUCCAGGAGGAGCUCAUCAAAGGCCUGGAGAAUAAGAACCCCAAGAUCGUCGUGGCCUGCGUGGAGACCAUAAGAAAAGCACUGAGCGAGUUCGGCUCCAAGGUCGUCGCGCUCAAGCCCGUCGUCAAGGUGUUGCCAAAGCUGUUCGAGUCGCGAGAGAAGGCGGUUCGAGACGAGGCCAAACUGCUCGCCGUCGAGAUCUACAAGUGGAUUCGGGACGCUCUCCGGCCGCCCCUCCAGAGCCUGAACUCCGUGCAGCUGAAGGAGCUGGAGGAGGAGUGGGUGAAGCUCCCGCCCGGCGUCCCCAAGCAGAGCCGCUUCCUGCGCUCGCAGCAGGACCUCAAGGCCAAGUUCCAGCAGCAGCAGGCGGCCGGCGGGGACGAGGCCGACGGGGACGAAGAGGAAGACGCCCCGCAGGUGGAUGCCUACGAGCUCCUGGAGGCCGUGGACAUCCUCUCCAAGAUACCCAAAGACUUCUACGAUAAAAUCGAAGAAAAGAAAUGGCAGGAGAGGAAAGAAGCUUUGGAGGCCAUAGAAACCUUGACAAAAAAUCCUAAACUAGAAGCCGGUGACUACGGGGAUCUGGUCCGAGCUCUUAAGAAGGUCAUUGGCAAAGACACAAACGUCAUGCUGGUAACCCUGGCAGCCAAAUGUCUCGCUGCACUGGCCGCCGGUCUCAGGAAGAAGUUCGGGACCUACGCGGGCCUAGUGGUGCCAACCAUUUUGGAGAAGUUCAAGGAGAAGAAGCCUCAAGUGGUCCAGGCUUUGCAAGAGGCCAUCGACGCAGUCUUCCUAACUACCACCCUGCCGAACAUCAGCGAGGACGUCCUGGCCGUGAUGGACAACAAGAACCCCUCCAUCAAGCAGCAGGCCUCUCUGUUCCUGGCCCGAAGCUUCCGGCACUGCACCGCCGCCAAUCUGCCCAAGAGCGUCCUCAAACCCUUCUGCGCCGCGUUCCUCAAGCAAGUGAACGACUCGGCACCGGAGGUGAGGGACGCGGCCUUCGAAGCUCUGGGCACGGCCAUGAAGGUGGUGGGGGAGAAGGCCGUCAACCCCUUCCUCUCUGACCUGGACAAACUCAAGCUCGACAAGAUAAAGGAAUGCGCUGACAAAGUGGAGCUGGCCGGAGGGAAGAAAGGAGGAGGAGGUGGGGGAGCGGCUCCAGAGAAGGAGAAACCCGCCGCCAAGGCCCAGCCGCCCGCCGAGGCCCCCGCCAAGCCCUCCGGGCCCCCUAAGAAAGCCCCCGUCGCCAAGGCUUCCGGCUCGGGACCCCCCAAGAAGGGCAAGUCCGCCCCGGCCGGCGCCGCCAAAGGGAAGAAGCCCAAAGACGACGGCCGGGAGGUGGUGGAGGCGGAGAUGUCCCCGGAGGCGUGCGAGGAGAAGGCCGCUGCCGUGCUUCCCGCCUCCUGCAUGCAGCUGCUGGACAGCGGGAACUGGAAGGAGCGACUGGCCAGCAUGGAGGAGUUCCAGAAGGCGGUGGAGGUGAUGGAGAAGAGCGAGAUGCCCUGCCAGGCGCUCGUCAGAAUGCUGGCCAAGAAGCCCGGCUGGAAGGAGACCAACUUCCAGGUGAUGCAGAUGAAGCUGCACAUCGUGGGCCUGGUGGCCCAGAAGGGCUCCUUCUCCAAGACCUCGGCGGGGGUGGUGCUGGACGGGCUGGUGGACAAGGUCGGGGACGUCAAGUGCGGCCUGAAGGCCAAGGAGGCCCUGACCGCCAUCGGGGAAGCCUGCUCCCUGCCCUGGACUGCCGAACAGGUCGUCUCGCUGGUUUUUGCUCAGAAGAACCCAAAAAACCAGGCAGAGACCCUCAACUGGCUCGCGAACGCCAUGAAGGAGUUUGGAUUUUCCGGUAUCAACGUUAAGGCCUUCAUCAACAACGUCAAAACCGCGUUGGGCGCCACCAAUCCCGCCGUCAGGACGUCCGCCAUCACCCUGCUGGGGGUCAUGUACCUGUACAUGGGGGCCCCCCUGCGCAUGUUCUUCGAGGACGAGAAGCCCGCCCUGCUGGCUCAGAUAGACGCAGAGUUCGAAAAGAUGCAGGGCCAGUCUCCACCGGCGCCCUUCAGGGGCCUCAAGAAGGGCGGGGAGGACGAAGGGGGCGAGUCCGAGGAGCAGGAAGAGGAGGGAGCCGUCGUCGACGUCAUGGACCUGCUGCCCAGGGCCGACAUCAGCGACAAGAUCACGUUGGACAUGGUGUCCAAGAUCGGCGACAAGAACUGGAAGAUCCGCAAGGAAGGGCUGGACGAGAUGGCGGCGGUCAUCUCCGAGGCCAAGUUCAUCAAGGCCAGCGUGGGCGAUCUUCCCCUGGCGCUCAAGGGCCGUCUCAACGACUCCAACAAGCUCCUGGUGCAGCAGACCCUGUCCAUCCUGCAGCAGGUCGCUGUGGCGAUGGGUCCCUCGCUGAAGCAGCACGUGAAGUCCCUGGGCAUCCCUAUCAUCACCGUGCUGGGGGACAGCAAGGCCAACGUGCGCGCGACCGCCCUGGCCACCCUCAACGCGUGGGUGGAGCAGACGGGCAUGAAGGAGUGGCUGGAGGGGGAGGACCUCUCCGAGGAGCUCAAGAAGGAGAACCCCUUCCUCAGGCAGGAGGUGCUGGGCUGGCUGGCGGAGAGGCUGCCCACGCUGCGGGCCGUGCCCACGGACCUGGCGCUCUGCCUGCCCUACCUGUACGCCGCCCUGGAGGACCGCAACGGGGACGUCCGCAAGAAGGCCCAGGACGCCCUGCCCACCUUCAUGAUGCACCUGGGCUACGAGAAGAUGGUCAAAGCCGCGGGGAAGCUCAAGACUUCCUCUAAGGACCAGGUGAUGGGCAUGCUGGAGAAGGCGCGGGCGGUCAUGCCCGCCAAACCCGCCGCCCCCGCCACCGCCAAAGCUGCCCCCUCCAAGGCCGCGGCCAGCGUGCCUGCCGCGAAGCCUGCCCCGGAUACGGCUAGGACGCUGUCCGUCAGCGAAGACUCCGGCGUCUUCGAGCCCAAAGCCGAGACCAAGAAAGCGAAGCCGGGAGGAGCCGCCGCCAAAGGAAAGGGUGUUCUCGGGAAGAAGGCUCCAGCCAAGACCGGUGCCAAGGAGGAAGAGGAUCGGUCCGGGCCCAUCUUCAUCCUGGUUCCCAACGGGAAAGAACAGAGGAUAAAGGAGGAGAAGGGCUUGAAGGUCCUGAAGUGGAACUUCAUGACGCCCAGAGACGAGUACGUGGAGCAGCUGAAGACCCAGAUGUCCACCUGCCUGGCCAAGUGGCUGCUGGACGAGCUCUUCCACUUGGACUUCCAGCGACACGUCAAGGCCGUCGGCGUCAUGAUUGAGCGCAUGGAGGACGAGAGGGACGCCACCAUCGGCUGCCUGGACCUGAUCCUGAAGUGGUUCACGCUGCGCUUCUUCGACACCAACACCAGCGUCAUGAUGAAGGCCCUGGAGUACCUCAAACUGCUCUUCUCCAUGCUGAGCCGCGAGAACUACCACCUCAACGAGUAUGAGGCCUCCUCCUUCAUCCCCUACCUCAUCCUCAAGGUCGGGGAGUCCAAGGACGUGGUGCGCAAAGACGUCCGCGGCAUCCUCGCCGUGCUGUGCAAGGUGUACCCCGCCAGCAAGGUCUUCACCUUCCUGAUGGACGGCACCAAAUCCAAGAACUCCAAGCAGAGGGCCGAGUGCCUGGAGGAGCUGGGCUGCCUGAUCGAGGCGUACGGGAUGAGCGUGUGCCAGCCCACGGCCGCCAAGUCGCUGAAGGAGAUCGCCGUGCACAUCGGCGACCGCGACACGUCCGUGCGCAACGCCGCCCUCAACACGGCCGUCGCCGCCUACAACGUGUGCGGCGAGCAGGUCUACAAGCUGAUCGGCAAUCUGUCGGAGAAGGAAAUGAGCAUGCUGGAGGAGAGGAUCAAGCGCUCGGCCAAGAAGACUGUGGCCGCGCCCCCCAGACAGGCGGAGGAGAGGCCCCAGAGGGCCCCGCCCGGGAACCCCAACGCCAGCCUGAUGCGCAAGCCCGCCCCCUCGGACGAGGCGCCCGCCAAACUCAAUCAGUCCCGCUCUCAGAAUGCACCCGCCGAGCACCCGUCGCCCGCCUUCCCCCGGGAGUUCCAGCUGGACCUGGACAUGAUCGAGACGGACCACUCGCGGGUCUGCGAGCUGCCCGAGCUGGUGCAGCACAAGCUGGACGACAUCCUGGAGCCCGUCGUCAUCCCCGAGCCCAAGAUCCGAGCCGUCUCUCCCCACUUCGACGACCUGCACAACACCACCGCUUCGACCAUCAACUUUGUCAUCUCACAGGUGGCCAGCGGGGACAUCUACACCAGCAUCCAGGCCCUGGCACAGGUCGACGAGGUGCUGCGGCAGGACGACAAGGCGGAGGCCAUGUCGGGCCACAUCGACCAGUUCCUCAUCGCCACCUUCAUGCAGCUGCGGCUCAUCUACAACACGCACAUGGCCGACGACCGGCUGGACAAGAGGGACAUCUUCAAGCUGUACAGCUGCAUCAUCGGCAACAUGUUCUCCCUCUUCUCCAUUGAAAGCCUGGCGCGGGAGGCCUCCAUGGGCGUGCUGAAGGACCUGAUGCACGGCCUCAUCACCCUCAUGCUGGACUCCCGGGUGGAGGACAUCGAGGACGGCCAGCAGCUCAUCCGCUCCGUCAACAUGCUGGUGGUGCGCGUGCUGGGGAAGUCCGACCAGACCAACAUCCUCAGUGCGAUCCUCGUGCUGCUGCAGGACAGCCUUAUUUCCUCUGCCGGGACCCCCAAGUUCGCCGAGCUAGUCCUGAAGUGUCUGUGGAGGAUGAUCCGCUUCCUCCCGGAGACCAUGGACAGCCUCAACCUGGACCGCAUCAUGCUGGAGAUCCACAACUUCAUGAAGGUCCUGCCCCGGGAGAAGCUCAAGCAGCUCAAAUGCGACAUGCCCUACCGGACGCUGAAGACCCUGCUGCACACGCUCUGCAGACUGUGCGGCCCCAAGAUCAUGGACCACUUGUCCAUGAUCGAGAACAGGAACGAGUCGGAGCUGGAGGCCCACCUCAGGCGGGUGGUCAAGCACUCUGGGGACCUGUCCGGCUCCAAGUCUGACAAGGGGAGCGAGAAGGGAGCAGUCAAAACGGAUGAGAAGAUUUCCAGGGCCAACGUGAGCGACAUCCUUUCGGAGAUCUUCAAAAAGAUCGGGUCGAAGGAAAACACGAAGGAGGGGCUGACGGAACUGUACGAGUACAAGCUGAAGUACUCGGACGCCGACAUCGAGCCCUUCCUGAAGAACACCUCGCCCUUCUUCCAGAGCUACGUGGAGCGGGGCCUGCGCAUGAUCGAGUCGGACCGCGAGGGCAAGGGCAGGACUCAGAGCUCCAGCGCCGUCAUCCCCCAGCGCGGCACAGACGGCUCCGCCUUCGUGCCCGCCUCCAGCGCGGCGCCACUCAACACCAACGGGGAGGAGCUUGAGCCCGCCGUCUACUACGAGAGGCUGAAGAUCCUCCGGCAGCGGCACGGAUUGGACAACAACAGCAAGCAGCAGCAGCAGCAGCUGCAGCCGCAGCCGUCGCAGGAGGAGGACCGGACCCCGCUGACCUCGCUGCUCUCCCGCCCCUCGGUGGCCUCCUCCACGGACAUGCUCCACAGCAAGCUGUCCCAGCUGAAGGAGUCGCGCGAGCAGCCGCUCUCCCACCACAGCCCCGCCCGCGCCUCCUCCCGCUCCUCCUCCCCCGCCGCCAACCUCGACGACCUCAAGAAGAGGCUGGAGAGGAUCAAGAACAACCGCCAAUGAAAUCAGAGGGUGCCGCCCCCCUUUUUUUUUUUUUUUUCUUUCAGGGACCGCCCCCUCCCACCCCGCCUCCUCCCCUCCCAGUGUACAAAAGUCUCGCUGUAACAUAAGUGGACUACUUUUUGUCAAGUAUCGUGGCACAAUUACUUGUAUAUACUCUAGGCUUCUUAACCACUCGAAUUCUCAAGUGUCAAGAUUUUAGUGUACAGUUUCUCUGUGGAGAUCGCUGUAAUAUGUAUAAUUUAACACGUUCCUCUCUUUUUUUUUUUUUUGUUUUGUUGAGAUUUUAAAAUUAAUAAUAAAAAGUAGUGAAUUCUUUUUUCUGUUUUCUCUGCUAACCCUUUUCGGUUCCGUACCUUUCCGUUUCCUGUCCAUUUUCUCGAGUUGCCGAAACGAUGAUUCUGUUGGGAUCAUGGUGCAUGAAAGCAGGAAGUAACCGUUUUUUUUGUAAAUAAAGUUUCGAAUUUAAUAAACGCUGCUCUCUAAAACACC